Molecule: messenger RNA, 3846 nt
Organism: Mustela erminea (ermine)
Lineage: Eukaryota; Metazoa; Chordata; Mammalia; Carnivora; Mustelidae
Gene: TGM2
Product: transglutaminase 2
Exons: 13
Coding region: 120-2183 (687 amino acids)
Biological process (GO): peptide cross-linking
Molecular function (GO): protein-glutamine gamma-glutamyltransferase activity
Source: RefSeq, a predicted model, not a curated record
CCGCCCAAAGCGGGCUAUAAGUUCACGGCUCUCUCAGCUGCGGCAGUGCUUGCCUUCAGUGGUCGCACUUGGAGGGUCCAGCCACCAGUCGGAGGAGGAGCCGCUGCCACCACCUGACCAUGGCUGAGGAUCUGGUUCUGAAGAAUUGUGACCUGGAGCUGGAAGUCAAUGGCCGUGACCACCACACAGCCGACCUGUGCCGGGAGAGGCUGGUGGUAAGGCGGGGCCAGCCCUUCUGGCUGACCCUGCACUUCGAGGGCCGAAGUUAUGAGGCCAGCGUGGACAGCCUCACCUUCAGUGCGGUGACCGGCCCAGCCCCCAGCGAGGAGGCCGGGACCAAGGCCCGCUUCCCGCUGUCCAGUGCCAUGGAGGAGGGCGCCUGGACCGCCGUGGUGAUGGACCAGCAGGACGGCGUCCUCUCGCUGCAGCUCAGCACCCCGGCGAAUGCCCCUGUCGGCCUCUACCGCCUCACCCUGGAGGCCUCCACCGGCUACCAGGGCUCCAGCUUCGUGCUGGGCCACUUCACUCUGCUCUUCAACACCUGGUGCCCAGCGGACGCUGUGUACCUGGACUCAGAGGAGGAGCGGGAGGAGUAUGUGCUCACCCAGCAAGGCUUCAUCUACCAGGGCUCGGUCAAGUGCAUCAAAAGCAUACCUUGGAACUUUGGGCAGUUUGAAGAUGGGAUCCUGGACAUUUGCUUGGCACUCCUGGACACGAACCCCAAGUUCCUGAAGGAUGCCGGCCGUGACUGCUCCCGCCGGAGCAGUCCUGUCUACAUGGGCCGGGUGGUGAGUGCCAUGGUCAACUGCAAUGAUGACCAGGGUGUGCUGCUGGGACGCUGGGACAACGAUUACAAGGAUGGUGUCAGCCCCAUGUUCUGGAUCGGCAGUGUGGACAUCCUACGGCGCUGGAAGACCUCGGGCUGCCAGCGUGUCAAAUACGGCCAGUGCUGGGUGUUCGCUGCUGUGGCCUGCACAGUGCUGCGGUGCCUUGGCAUCCCCACCCGAGUGGUGACCAACUUUAACUCGGCCCAUGACCAGAACAGCAACCUGCUCAUCGAGUAUGUCUACAACGAGUUUGGAGAGAUGCAGAGGGACAAAAGUGAGAUGAUCUGGAACUACCACUGCUGGACGGAGUCAUGGAUGAGCAGGCCGGACCUGCAGCCGGGCUACGGGGGGUGGCAGGCCCUCGACCCCACGCCCCAGGAGAAGAGUGAAGGGACGUACUGUUGUGGCCCGGUUCCGGUUCGUGCCAUCAAGGAGGGUGACCUGAGCACCAAGUACGAUGCACCUUUUGUCUUUGCUGAGGUCAAUGCUGACGUGGUGAACUGGAUCCAGCAGAAGGAUGGGUCCAUGCACGAGUCCACCAACACUGCCCUGACCGUGGGAAUGAAGAUCAGCACGAAGAGGGUGGGCCGUGAUGAGCGGGAGGACAUCACCCAUAACUACAAGUACCCGGAGGGGUCCCCAGAGGAGAGAGAAGCCUUCAAAAGGGCCAACCACCUGAAUAAGCUGACUAAGAAAGAGGAGACGGGGGUGGCCAUGCGGAUCCGCGUGGCCCAGAGCAUGAACAUGGGCAGUGACUUUGAUGUCUUCGCCUACAUCACCAACAACACGGCUGAGACCCACACCUGCCGCCUCAUGCUCCAUGCCCGCACCGUCAGCUACAACGGGAUCCUGGGGCCCGAGUGUGGCAGCAAAGACCUGCUCAACCUUUCCCUGGAGCCCUCAUCUGAGAAAAGCAUUCCCCUCCGAAUCCUCUAUGACAAGUACUGUGAGUGUCUGACCGAGUCGAACCUUAUCAAGGUGCGGGGCCUCCUCAUAGAGCCGGCUGCCAACAGCUACCUGCUGGCGGAGAGGGACAUCUACCUGGAGAAUCCAGAAAUCAAGAUCCGGAUCCUGGGAGAGCCCAAGCAGAACCGCAAGCUGGUGGCGGAGGCGUCCCUGCGGAACCCUCUCACCACGCCGCUGUUAGGCUGCACCUUCACCAUGGAGGGGGCCGGCCUGAUGGAUGAGCAGAAGAUCGUGGACGUCCCAGACGCCGUGGCAGAGGGGAAGGAGGUCAAGGUGAGGGUGGAUCUGAUGCCGCGCCACGUGGGCCGCCAUAAGCUGGUGGUGAACUUUGAGAGCGACAAGCUGAAGUCUGUGAAAGGCUUCAGGAAUGUCAUCAUUGGUCCCGCCUAAAGGCCACGUGCCCAGCCACGCCUCAGCCAGCUCAGAGCCCCUAACCUGAUCCCAAUUUUUGUUCCAAGUUAAUGCGCCAAUUUGCCCCCUGUUGGCCCCAGACCUCAGAGCCUGUGGGGGCUCCUAGCCUAUCUUGUGCCCCUGAACUUGGAUUCCCAUCUCCCUUUAACUGUGAAGAAUGUUCUGUGCUUCCCCAUUGGGAGCACUGCCCUUGGCUGAUUGGGUCUGGGGUGGGAGAGGAGGGACCCAGGCCUCCCUUUACAACCUAGAUGCUUUUGGAAACCACUGACCGCCCACCAUAUUGUUUAAUUUACUCCAGAGCCCCUUGAAGCCAGCAAAAGACGGUAUGCCCCUUGACCAGAUCCCAGACAAUACACAGGCCCCAGGAGCCCUUGGGAGAAGGAGAGCCAGGGCAGGUGGAGUCCCGGGAAGGGCCAGAUCCAAGAUCCUCUCAUAUUCCAGCAGUCCUGGCCCAGGCAUCCCACUGCCACCACUGUGAGGCACCGGCCAUGUGCGGGGCCCUUUCCCUGCCUUUGCUGGUGCUCACACGACUACAGCCCAGUUAAGUCACCAUGGGAAAUGGCAGGGUAGGAGGAACUCCUUUCGGGAUGAAGACUCUGGGGCUUGGAGGAGGGAGGGGAGGCUCUCUCUAAACCAGCAGGAUAUUUGCAAGGCCGGGUAGUAGGAAAGCUCUAGAAACAUAACCCAGGACUUCUGACUCCGAGUCCAGCUCCUCGUUCAUGGCCCCAGCCCCGACCUGAGAAUAUUAAAGAGGCCAUUCAGGACCUGAGCAGAAAGGAGGCAGUUGGGAUGAGGUGGGGAGGAGAUUAGAGGGGUCAGAGCCCUGGGUUUGAGCCCCAAGUCCAGUCGGUCACUGCCUUCCCCUCUCUGGGCCUCAGGUUCCUCAUUGGGCGAUGGGGUGUUGACCCAGCCACGAGUAAGGCCCUCUCAGCUCUGCUCUUCCAAUGCUUAUAGGACCCAGCCUUGCAAAUGACAGCAAGUCCUCAUCCCUGGCUCCCACAGCCUGAGGCCACGGGUCCAGCUUCUGAGUGCGAGACUCUGACCAUGACCACCUUCCCACCCCCAGUCCCAACUGUGUCCCCUGUCCAUGCCCAGUCACCUUCUUUCAGACCACAGUUCUGGGGAAGAGAGCUCCACAGGCCCCUGUCCUACCCAUGAACUUGCCCGAUGCAAUGCCUAGACUUCACGAGAGCCUUAGCCGCCUGUGUUGGUCACUAACAAGGUUAGCACCUCAGCCGCCCCCUCUCUGCAGGACUAGGGCCCAAGAACACAGCCCCAGCCCCAGCCCUGACUAAGCUCCGAGAGCCUAAGGGCUGUCAUCUCUGACUCUAUCCCCUCUCUGUCCACAUGACUGGGCUGGAAGAGGGAUGAGGGAGAAUGCUCUAUCUGGGGCGGGGUCACAGCCUCCAGGGCCCCCCAAAUCUCAGAGGGGGACUUGGGGAAAGCCAUGCAGACACACAUAGAACUUUCUGAUUUGCACUGGGAAGGAUCCCCAAAUAAGCCGACUUGUGUAUGUUCUUACGAAGGUUGCAGUAGUUCUCUAUGAUUCUGCCAACAUUUUUGGAUUCCAAGCAGACAGUAGAUGCAUUUUCGAGCCACAGAGUGAGCACCGAAAUAAAAGCGUUUGCUUUGCACAUUCAAA